Oryctolagus cuniculus (rabbit) is the source of this 7673-nucleotide messenger RNA. Lineage: Eukaryota; Metazoa; Chordata; Mammalia; Lagomorpha; Leporidae. The record is from RefSeq and is a predicted model, not a curated record.
GCGCGCCGGGCGGGGCGGGGGCGGGCCGGGCCGGGGGCGCGCAGCCCGUCACGCGGCGCCGCCGUCAGAGGCCGAGCGCAGCCGGGGAGCCGCGCAGCUCUGCGCUGGGACCCGCUCCCGAGCCAGUGCCCAUGCGGGGCCGCAGCCACUGACGCCAGAGAGGUAUCUCCUGCCCCUGCUGGGAGUGACCGACCGAGGCCGCAGAGAUGGCCGGGGCCUCCGUGAAGGUGGCGGUGCGCGUGCGCCCCUUCAACUCCCGGGAGAUGAGCCGCGACUCCAAGUGCAUCAUCCAGAUGGCUGGCAGCACCACCACCAUCAUUAACCCCAAACAGCCCAAGGAGACGCCCAAGAGCUUCAGCUUUGACUACUCCUACUGGUCACACACCUCGCCCGAGGACAUCAACUAUGCCUCGCAGAAGCAGGUGUACCGGGACAUAGGCGAGGAGAUGCUGCAGCACGCCUUCGAAGGCUACAACGUGUGCAUCUUCGCCUACGGGCAGACGGGCGCCGGCAAGUCCUACACCAUGAUGGGCAAGCAGGAGAAGGAGCAGCAGGGCAUCAUCCCACAGCUCUGUGAGGAUCUCUUCUCUCGGAUCAAUGACACGACCAACGACAACAUGUCCUACUCCGUGGAGGUCAGCUACAUGGAGAUCUACUGUGAGCGCGUCCGUGACCUCCUGAACCCCAAGAACAAGGGCAACCUGCGGGUGAGGGAGCACCCGCUGCUGGGGCCCUACGUGGAGGACCUCUCCAAGCUGGCUGUCACCUCCUACAACGACAUCCAGGACCUCAUGGACUCAGGGAACAAGGCCAGGACGGUGGCCGCCACGAACAUGAACGAGACCAGCAGCCGCUCCCACGCCGUCUUCAACAUCAUCUUCACCCAGAAGCGCCACGACGCGGAGACCAACAUCACCACCGAGAAAGUGAGCAAAAUCAGCCUGGUGGACCUGGCCGGGAGUGAGCGGGCAGACUCCACGGGAGCCAAGGGCACGCGUCUCAAGGAGGGAGCCAACAUCAACAAGUCCUUGACCACUCUGGGGAAGGUCAUCUCUGCCCUGGCGGAAAUGGACUCCGGGCCCAACAAGAACAAGAAGAAGAAGAAGACAGAUUUCAUUCCAUACCGGGACUCCGUGCUGACCUGGCUCCUCCGGGAGAACCUGGGUGGGAACUCCAGGACAGCUAUGGUGGCAGCCCUGAGCCCUGCGGACAUCAACUACGAUGAGACCCUCAGCACCCUGAGGUACGCCGACCGCGCCAAGCAGAUCCGCUGUAACGCGGUCAUCAACGAGGACCCCAACAACAAGCUGAUCCGGGAGCUAAAGGACGAGGUGACCCGGCUGCGCGACCUGCUGUACGCCCAGGGGCUCGGCGACAUCACCGACACCAACACUGUGCCCGGAGGACCCAAAUACGCGUCCGACCUUGAGAACAAUAACCGCGGCCGCGGCGGGGCGCAGCCGAGUGAGGCCCCUGACAAUCUCUCCACAGUGACCGACGCCCUGGCGGGCAUGAGCCCCUCGUGCUCGCUCUCGGCCCUGUCCAGCCGCGCGGCCUCCGUGUCCAGCCUGCACGAGCGCAUCUUGUUUGCCCCGGGCAGCGAGGAGGCCAUCGAGAGGCUGAAGGAAACAGAGAAGAUCAUCGCCGAGCUCAACGAGACCUGGGAGGAGAAGCUGCGGCGCACGGAAGCCAUCCGCAUGGAGAGGGAAGCUUUGCUGGCUGAGAUGGGCGUGGCCAUGAGGGAGGAUGGCGGCACCCUGGGCGUGUUCUCUCCCAAGAAGACACCACAUCUGGUCAACCUGAACGAGGACCCUCUGAUGUCUGAGUGCCUCCUCUACUACAUCAAAGACGGCAUCACCAGAGUGGGCAGGGAGGACGGCGAGAGGCGGCAGGACAUCGUCCUCAGCGGGCACUUCAUCAAGGAGGAGCACUGCGUGUUCCGGAGUGACUCCAGGGGCGGCAGUGAAGCCGUGGUGACCCUGGAGCCCUGCGAGGGGGCAGACACCUACGUCAAUGGCAAGAAAGUGACAGAGCCCAGCAUCCUGCGGUCAGGAAACCGCAUCAUCAUGGGUAAGAGCCACGUGUUCCGCUUCAACCACCCGGAGCAGGCGCGGCAGGAGCGGGAGCGCACGCCCUGCGCAGAGACGCCCGCCGAGCCCGUGGACUGGGCCUUCGCGCAGCGCGAGCUGCUAGAGAAGCAGGGCAUCGACAUGAAGCAGGAGAUGGAGCAGAGGCUGCAGGAGCUGGAAGACCAGUACCGCCGGGAGCGGGAGGAGGCCACCUACCUGCUGGAGCAGCAGCGGCUGGACUACGAGAGCAAGCUGGAGGCCCUGCAGAAGCAGAUGGAUUCCAGGUACUGCCCAGAGGUGAACGAGGAGGAGGAGGAGCCGGAGGACGAAGUUCAGUGGACGGAACGGGAGUGUGAGCUGGCGCUGUGGGCCUUCCGGAAGUGGAAGUGGUACCAGUUCACAUCCCUGCGGGACCUGCUAUGGGGCAACGCCAUCUUCCUCAAGGAAGCCAACGCCAUCAGUGUGGAGCUGAAGAAGAAGGUCCAGUUCCAGUUUGUCCUCCUCACUGACACGCUGUACUCCCCGCUGCCUCCGGACCUGCUGCCCCCGGAGGCGGCCAAGGACCGGGAGACACGGCCCUUCCCCCGCACCAUUGUGGCCGUGGAGGUCCAGGACCAGAAGAACGGGGCCACCCACUACUGGACGCUGGAGAAGCUCAGGCAGCGCCUGGACCUGAUGCGGGAGAUGUACGACCGAGCGGCCGAGGUGCCCUCCAGCGUGGUGGAAGACUGUGACAACGUGGUGACUGGCGGAGACCCCUUCUACGACCGCUUCCCCUGGUUCCGGCUGGUGGGCAGUUCAGCCAUCUCUGGCUGCAACAGCUACCCUCUUCUCAACACAUGCAUGAGCGAGCGCAUGGCUGCUCUCACCCCCUCCCCAACCUUCUCGAGCCCCGACUCCGACGCCACCGAGCUUGCCGAGGAGCAGAGCGUGGGGGAGGAGGAGGAGGAGGAGGAGGAGGAGGAGGAGCAGGAGGAGCACCUGGAGGACGACGUCUUUCCGGAGCACACGCUGUGCGACGGCCGGGACCCGUUUUACGACCGGCCCCCCCUGUUCAGUUUAGUAGGAAGGGCCUUCGUCUACCUGAGCAACCUGCUGUACCCCGUGCCCCUGGUGCACCGCGUGGCCAUCGUCAGCGAGAAGGGCGAGGUCAAGGGUUUCCUCCGUGUGGCUGUGCAGGCGAUCUCAGCUGAUGAGGAGGCCCCCGAUUACGGCUCCGGCGUCCGCCAGUCGGGCACCGCAAAGAUCUCCUUCGACGACCAGCAUUUCGAAAAGCUCCAGUCCGAGUCCUGCCCCGCCGUGGUGGGAAUGUCGCGCUCGGGGACCUCCCAGGAGGAGCUGCGCAUCGUGGAGGGCCAGGGCCAGGGCGCGGACACAGGGCCCUCAGCCGAUGAGGUCAACAACAACACCUGCUCGGCGGUGCCCGCGGAAGGCCUGCUCGACAGCCCCGAGAAAGCCACGCUGGACGGGGCCCUGGACGCGGCCGGGGACCACCUGCGCCUGAACAGUACCUUCACCUUCCGCGUCACGGUGCUGCAGGCCUCCAGCAUCUCCGCCGAGUACGCCGACAUCUUCUGCCAGUUCAACUUCAUCCACCGCCACGACGAGGCCUUCUCCACGGAGCCCCUGAAGAACACGGGCAGGGGCCCCCCUCUCGGCUUCUACCACGUCCAGAACAUCGCGGUGGAGGUCACCAGGUCCUUUGUGGAGUACAUCAGGAGCCAGCCCAUCGUGUUCGAGGUCUUCGGCCACUACCAGCAGCACCCCUUCCCGCCCCUGUGCAAGGACGUGCUGAGCCCCCUGAGGCCCUCACGCCGCCACUUCCCCCGCGUGAUGCCGCUGUCCAAGCCAGUGCCCGCCACCAAGCUCAGCACACUGACGCGGCCCUGCCCCGGGCCCUGCCACUGCAAGUACGACCUGCUGGUCUACUUCGAGAUCUGCGAGCUGGAAGCCAACGGGGAUUACAUCCCCGCCGUGGUGGACCACCGGGGAGGCAUGCCGUGCAUGGGGACCUUCCUGCUGCACCAGGGCAUCCAGAGACGGAUAACGGUGACGCUUCUGCACGAGACGGGCAGCCACAUCCGCUGGAAGGAAGUGCGGGAGCUGGUCGUGGGUCGCAUCCGGAACACUCCAGAAACUGACGAGUCUCUGAUCGACCCCAACAUCCUGUCUCUCAACAUCCUCUCCUCUGGGUACAUCCAGCCGGCUCAGGAUGACCGGCAGUUUCUUGAUUGGGACCUCCCUAGCUUGUCGUUCGGAAGUGACACUAGGACCUUCUACCAGUUCGAGGCCGCGUGGGACAGCUCCAUGCACAACUCCCUGCUGCUGAACCGCGUCACCCCCUACCGCGAGAAGAUCUACAUGACGCUGUCCGCCUACAUCGAGAUGGAGAACUGCACGCAGCCGGCGGUGAUCACCAAGGACUUCUGCAUGGUGUUCUACUCCCGCGACGCCAAGCUGCCCGCCUCGCGCUCCAUCCGCAGCCUGUUCGGCAGCGGGAGCCUGCGGGCCUCCGAGAGCAACCGUGUGACGGGCGUGUAUGAGCUCAGCCUGUGCCGCGUGGCCGACGCGGGCAGCCCAGGGAUGCAGCGGCGGCGCCGGCGGGUGCUGGACACGUCUGUGGCCUACGUCCGUGGUGAGGAGAACCUGGCCGGCUGGAGGCCCCGGAGUGACAGCCUCAUCUUGGACCAUCAGUGGGAGCUGGAGAAGCUGAGCCUCCUGCAGGAGGUGGAGAAGACCAGACACUACCUGUUGCUGCGGGAGAAGCUGGAGACCGCCCAGCGGCCCGGCCCCGACGUGCUGUCCCCGGGCUCCAGCGAGGACUCGGGGUCCUGCGGCUCCUCGGGCGCCUCCUCCCCGCUCUCGCCCCUGGAGGCCCCCAGCGAGAGGCAGCGGGAGCUGGCAGUUAAGUGCUUGCGCCUCCUCACGCACACGUUCAACAGAGAGUACACCCACAGCCACGUUUGCAUCAGCGCCAGCGAGAGCAAGCUCUCGGAGAUGUCCGUCACCCUGCUGCGAGACCCAUCCAUGUCCCCCCUGGGGGCCGCCACGCUCACCCCCUCCUCCACCUGCCCCUCCCUGGUUGAAGGGCGGUACGGUGCUGCCGACCUGAGGACCCCACAGCCCUGCUCCCGGCCAGCCAGCCCAGAGCCCGAGCCCGGACCAGAGGCCGACGCCAGGAAGCUCCCCUCGCCCGCCCGGGCCCCGGAGGCCGACAAGGAGCCGCAGCGCCUGCUGGUCCCUGACAUCCAGGAGAUCCGAGUCAGCCCGAUCGUCUCCAAGAAGGGGUACCUGCACUUCCUGGAGCCGCACACGGCCGGCUGGGCCAAGCGGUUCGUGGUGGUCCGGCGCCCCUACGCCUACAUGUACAACAGCGACAAGGACGCCGUGGAGAGGUUCCUGCUGAACCUGGCCACCGCCCAGGUGGAGUACAGCGAGGACCAGCAGGCCAUGCUCAAGACGCCCAACACAUUCGCCGUGUGCACCGAGCACCGUGGCAUCCUGCUGCAGGCCAACAGCGACAAGGACAUGCACGACUGGCUGUAUGCCUUCAACCCCCUGCUGGCCGGGACCAUCCGGUCCAAGCUGUCCCGGAGGAGGUCUGCACAGAUGAGGGUCUGAGUGGCGGCUGUCCCACGGCCAUCAAGGCCGCUCCCCGCCCUCUCCCUGUCUGUCCUGUGGUCGCCGCCCGCCCCCUCCCCACCAGCAGGGCAGGGUAGGGCGGGGUCGCUGCGCUCUGGUAUUUUUUUAAGCAUAGACAGACAUAAUUAAUCCACCUUAGUGACACCGAGUCCGCCCAGAAAUCGAGUUCUAUUUAUAAGUAUUUAUUUCGGAGGCCCCAUGUAGCCGUGUAAGAGCCUUGUGUCCCCAUGCACCCCUCACCCCUCGGGGACGCACAGAGGCGGGCGGGGGCGGGCACUGGGCGGGACCAGGCCCCUGGUCGUCGGCACCCCCUGGGGCGUGUGGGGCUCCCAGCCACGCAGAAGAGGCAGAGCCCACCUGUCACCCGGCGCCCCAUCACCUGGGCAACACCUGUGAUGUCCCUCUGGGGCAAGGCCAGCAGGUCUCCCUGGGACGGGCUGGGAGGCAGGUGGCACGGGGCCCCAGGGGAUGUGCUGGCUGGGGGCUGGAGGGAGAGGUUCAGGGUCCCCGGGUGGCCCGGUGGCCCUGCAGGAGUCCUGUGUUAGGGUUUAGAGCUGGGACAGGUCUGGAAUCCAGGGUCCCUCCAGGGGUGCGGGGGCCUGGCCUCCCCAGAUGCAAGGAGCAGCCUUGGCUGGCAGCCAGCAAGGGGGCCCUCCUCCUCCAGGGAGCCCCCUGCCUCUGCCCCAGGGCUAUUUCCACACACCCAGGCCCCCGGGACCCCAGCUGAGGAGAAAGAGCAGAACCAAGCCACAGAACACCCUCCGUGCCACCGCCACCGAAGCCAGCCACCCUCAGGGCCUCGAGGGUCCACGCCAGGGCUGGGUGCUCCUGCCACCUAGCGUGGAAGAGCCAGAGGUUCUGAGACAGCCCCUCCCAUCCAGGCUGUCCCCACGUGGCACUGAUGUGGCCCGAGGUGUCCACAGCACUGAGGCUGUGUGGGUGCACCCACCUGCACCCGUCAGCCAGAUGAGGCCAGGGUCCAGGUGGCUUCGAAGGGGGCUGAGCUUGUGUUGGGGGAGGGGAGAGGAGGUGGCGGCUGGGGCAGAGCGCCCCUGCCUCCUGGACUGAGUCCACUGGGUGGGGGGCGGGGUGUCUGGGUGCCCCAGGGAGUGGAGAUGACUGAGCAGUGUGGAUGAGCAUAGGACGGCUGCCCAGCGGCGGGGAGGAGACGCGGGUGGAGCGAGCCGCUCCCAGCACAGCGGCUCCCAGGCAUCAGAGACAGGGUGCAGGCCACCGUGGCCACUCAGGUCUGCCAGCCUGAGUCAGGCCCGGGGCCCAGCACGUGGGCGUCUGAGGCCAGCCAGCCUGCAGGCCACCCGCCGAGGGAGGGAGCCUGGGAGACUCCUCCACCACCCGUGCCCGCGGCCCUGGAGCACCUGGGAGGGGGAGCCAGAGUGCGAGUCCCCCAGCCCGGAGCUAACGGAACACCUGCCGUCCCCGCGCCCGCCCGGCCCACCGACCUCCAUGCUGAGAGAGCUGAGGACUGGGCCGGGGCCGGCCUGGGGCCCCCUGAGGAGAGCGGGGCUGGCUGGGGCUGGGGUCCUCCUCGCACGACCAGGUGCAGCCUUGUUCGGGGUGGGCAGCCAUCCCCCCUGGCGAGGCGAGAGGGUAGCACUGGGCUCCACGGGCCGAGUGGGCAACUCCAGGCCUCGCCCUAGAGUCGCCCAAAGCCGGCCAACCACACGCACACACCCAGGGGUCCUGUCGUCCUGGCCCCUGGCCCCCACAGCAGCCCCCAGGGACCCCCAGUGCAGCUGAUGUCACAGGUGCCCGCCCUCCUGCUGGGCCUGUGUGUCCCCGAGCCCGUCCCGCCCGUCCCCCCUUGUACAUACGUGGUUGCCGUGUGCACACCCAGACCGCACCCCAUGCCGCGCCCCGAGUGUUAGCUAUAGACCCCCGUUCUGUUCUGUGCACCUAAGACUCUGUCCAAUGACGAAAUAAACAUGGCUCUCGUGCAGCACA